GAAAAAUCUUGAAUUUGUAAGCAUACAUGUUUAUCGCUUGAUUUCCGGCGCAUCAGAAUAGCAUAAGAAUGCCCCAAACAGCGCGUCGUAUGAAUGUGUCUGAUUUCAAGCUUGACAAACAAAUCGGGAGUGGUGCAUUUAGUAAAGUCGUCAUCGGUCUUCAUAUACCGACAGGUGUGUACUAUGCGGUUAAGCUCAUUUCUAAGAGAACCAUUUUAAAUGCGCCAACCGAUGAGGAGCGAAUCAAAAUGGCUGAGGCAGCACGACGGGAAUCGAGAAUGCUUCUGAUGUGUGUUCACCCAAACAUUGUGCGGUUCUUUGGAUCUAUGCAGACACCGGAAGAUUUAGUAUACAUCACAGAACUGUGCGAAGGGGGUGAGCUUCUCGAUGCGAUAAAACGACACCAUCGCAUUCCAUUAGAUGCUAGUAGACACGCCAUCGCCGAGCUCUUUUCGGCAGUAUUUUACUUGCAUCAUGGGGAGAAGAAGAAUCUAUCCCUCCCAGGAGCUCCACCGAAACCUACCACAGUCUUGCAUCGCGACAUUAAGCCCGAAAACGUAAUGCUCAGUGCCAAUAUGCAUGUCAAGUUGAUUGAUUUUGGAACUGCAGUUGUGUGUGAUUCAGUUAACGACCGCCCCGAGGGUGAGACGAGUGGUGGCGGACGUGCACAAACGUUUUGUGGAACUUCCUAUUAUAUGUCCCCCGAGCUACUCCAAGACAAUUACACUUGUUGUGCAUCGGACUACUGGGGUUGUGGCUGCGUUCUUUAUCACAUGCUUGUGGGGAAGCGUCCAUUUGAUGCACCAACGCAGUAUCUCCUCGUGAGGGCGGUUAUAGAGCAGGAGCCGGAGUAUCCCGAAGAGUUGGACCCAUUUGCAAAAGAUCUUAUUAGAAAGUUACUAAUAAAAUCACCCGAAAAACGUAUUUCGAUGCAUGAAAUCAAGGCUCAUCCUUUUUUUGCGACAGUUGGUUUCAAUAAUCUUAUGUCUGUAAACGUUGAGAAUAAGUGGGUAAAAGAGACGCCAUGGGUGGAUGCGGGAUCAGCCAUGAAAUGUGCAGAUUGUAAGAGGUCGUUCUUCACAUUUCGUAGGAAGGAUUACUGCAGGUUGUGUGGUAAUUACUUUUGCCUUCGGUGCCUUCCCGAGAGGCGCGCUAUUGUUGCAUUUCGUCAUCGCUCCCCACAGGUGGUUUGCUCGCUUUGCUGCAAGAAGCUUGAUCGACUAUAGCAAUGACCUGAUUAUGAGCAACUUACAUGCAACAUCAUAAAUAUGCACCUUGUUUGCUUGAGGCUUCUACUAUGCCCAUUAUGCAGCGUCAUCUACUUGCUGCGUUUGGUUCGCUCAAAAGCCAUAUUUUAACUGACAGACAAGUAAGAACUCUACCACACAUAUGAACAUCUGAAUACCCACAU
Molecule: messenger RNA, 1411 nt
Organism: Phytomonas sp. EM1
Lineage: Eukaryota; Euglenozoa; Kinetoplastea; Trypanosomatida; Trypanosomatidae
Source: the annotation of a GenBank genome assembly